AAAAUAAGGAUGAUUAGAUCUUUGCAUGAAUAACCUGACAAACGUCACAUGAAAAUGCAGACAGAUUUAGACCCACCCCAUCCUCCAUGUAAUCAAACCCCGCACAUGGAAGAGGUAAGGGCUAAGGCCUGCAAGACAUCUGCAACAACCCCUUCUCUCUCUCCAUUUUCCCUCCACAUUAAAAUGCAUAAUAAUAAUAUAGUAUUAUUAAUUCUUUAAUAUUUCUUGCCAACUCUUCCCUCACUAUCAACUCAUUGGCACCCACAUGUAUCUCUCUCUCUCUCUCUCUCUCAUAUACUCUACAUUGCUUGUUUCAAUCUCUGGGUUGUUCUUGUUCCUCUUUUUCUUCUCCAAGCAAAAAACAACAUUGAAACAUUUACCUAUGGAUCUACAAUGAUAACCCGUUUACAGUUCUUGCACUGAUAUUCACUUUCUUGGGAACUGAAAAGAGUUUUGACUUUGACUAGCUGGAUAUGGACUUAUGAUGCACUGAUUGGCCUGUGAAAAAGUAGAAAUUUUGAUUUCACAAUUUGUGUUGUUGAAGAGGAGAGGGGACUACAACCAUGGCUGCCAAGCUUUUACAUUCAUUGAGUGAAGACAACCAAGAUCUGCAAAAGCAAAUUGGAUGUAUGACAGGGAUCUUGCAACUAUUUGAUCGCCAAAGUAUGCUUAACAGUAGGCGCCUUAUCGGCAACAGCCCCAAAAGACUCACUUCUGGCAGCUCUCACAUUGGCAGUGGCACUUCUGAAAAAGAGUAUACUAACACAUACCAAAGAUCACCAGCUAUGGAAAGCCACACAAACAAGACCGUACAAGAUAAACAAAGAUUGUCUACAGAAUCGUCAAGACCAUCAUUCUCAUCUUCUUCCCGUUCAUCUUCUUUUUCUUCUCUUGAUUGUAAUAAAACAAGUCAACAAGAGCCCUUAGCUUUUGAUCGAUUAAGUUUGCCUGAAACUCCUUCAAGAGAACCAGCUGCAGGCCAACCAAAUGCAUCACCACAAUUUGGUCGGCAAUCUCUUGACAUUCGAGAUGUGGUUAAGGACUCUAUGAAUAGAGAAGCUCAGAGGUUCUCGAUGAAAGAAGAGGUGAUAGAACCAAUGUCGAAGCCAGGGGACUCCCCAAGGCCAGCUGAUCUUAAGGAAUCUCUCAGAGUUCUUGCGAAACUUCGGGAAGCACCUUGGUACUCAAGCGAACAUAGGGAACUUACGAGAUCAUUAUCAUAUCAUUCAAAGGAUACUUCUUCAUUGUCAGUCUCAAAAGAUGCUCCGCGGUUCUCAUAUGAUGGGAGGGAAACAAAUCAUGUACCCUUUGAAUCGCGAGACAUUUCCAAUUCCAAAUCCACUCUAAAGCUUAAAGAGCUACCAAGACUUUCCUUGGACAGUAGAGUUAGUCCAGUACGAAGCUUGAACUCAGAACCAAAAUCUAUCUUCUCCUCAAAAUCUAUGCAGAAGGAUAGUGGUAAUAACAAUGCAAAGUCACCAACUCUGCUGCAAACAUCCGGAUCUCAGGCUCGUCCUCCUAGUGUUGUGGCAAAGCUAAUGGGUCUUGAAACACUAUCUGAUGGCAUGUCAUCAACUGAUAGCAAGACGGUUGAAGAACCUGUUUCAUUUCCAAGGUCCUCAGAAGUAUCUGAUCCGUGCAAACCUAUCCGAACUUCAAAUUCCUCUAAGAACCUCUGGAAAGAACCUACUUCUCCUCGGUGGAGAAACCCUGAUAUGGCUAUGAAACCUAUCUCCAGGGUUUCCAUUGAACCAGCACCGUGGAAGCAGCCUGAUAGGACUCGAGUGUAUGAGAAACCUAUAUCCAGGACAACAAAAGCUCCAGUAAAGCCUGCCCACCCCUUUCCUUCUGUUUACAGUGAGAUAGAAAAGAGAUGGAAGGAUCUAGAAUUCACCCAUUCAGGCAAGGAUCUAAGAGCUCUUAAACAGAUAUUGGAAGCAAUGCAGGCAAAGGGCUUCCUAGAGACAGAAAAAGAGGAGCAGGGUUCAAAUUUUACUGGUCAGAAAGAGAAGUUUGGAAGUCCUGCACAGAGUGCAAAACUGGCAAACCAGAAAAUGAGGCAGAGUGAUCAAGUAACAAAGAGGGGGCUAAAUUCUUCAAAGAAUUUUGAAUCCCCAAUAGUGAUUAUGAAGCCAGCAAAAUUAGUGGAAAAAUCUAAUAUUCCUUCUUCUUCGAUGAUUCCACUUGAUGGCUUACCCACUUUCCCCAAACUUCAUGGUGGUGACUCUGUCGGUAGAAAGGGUAAUGCUACGAGCAGAGCUGCUAAAGAACAUCAGCCUAGAACUAGUUAUGGAAGCAGUCCAGUGAAUCCCAAUGAAGCAAGAAGAACUUCAAAACCUCCGCAAAUAUCAACAAGGUCCCAACAACAGCUUCCUAGAGAGAGCACCUCAGGCUCAAUAAAGAGCUCAGGAUCCAUCAGCCCAAGAUUGCAACAGAAUAAACUGGAGCUAGAGAAAAGAUCUCGGCCACCCACACCUCCAUCUGAUUCCAACAGAUCGAGGAGGCAGUCAAACAAGCAACAUACAGAGGCAAGUUCCCCAGGUGGAAGACGAAGGCCAAGAAUUUCAAACAUCCAGCAUCAUGAUAACCCCGUGAGUCAAAUUUCUGGUCAAUCCAAUGGGAAUGUGGUAGCAGAAUCAAAAGUAGAUUCUGAAGUCACUAGUUUCGAGCGCUCUCUUGAGGUGACAAGCAGUCAAAGUUCAUCUAUUGAUACAUCCAAUUACCUGAGAUGUGACUUGGUAGAGAAGAAAUCAACUCUGCUGCUGUCUGAGGAUGAACCUGCCCCAGAGUAUCCAAGUCCGGUGUCGGUUCUUGAUAAUGCUGUAUAUACAGAUGAAUCACCCUCUCCUGUGAAGCAUACUCCAAAAGUCAUGAAAGAUGAAAGCUGCAAAAUUGCUGAUAAAUUUUCCAGUCCGCCACAGUGUGAUGCCACCAAUUCUGGUCUCUCAUCAGAAAUUAAUAGAAAGAAGUUCCAAAACAUUGAGAAUUUAGUUGAGAAGCUGAGGAGAUUGAACUCCAACCAUGAUGAGGCUCGCACGGAUUAUAUUGCGUCUCUCUGUGAGAACACAAACCCUGACCAUAGAUACAUUUCAGAGAUCUUAUUGGCUUCCGGACUCCUUCUCAGGGAUCUCGGCUCAAGCCUAACAAGUUUUCAGUUCCAUCCAUCAGGUCAUCCAAUUAACCCUGAGCUGUUCCUAGUAUUGGAACAAACCAAGGCAAGCACUUUACUUAAGGAGGAAUUCUGCAAUGAUAAGAUGAGGCAGUCGAAGCCGAAGGAAAAGAUACGUAGGAAACUCAUCUUUGAUGUUGUUAACGAGAGUCUUGCUGGAAAAUUGGUGUUAGUGGGACCUUCUUACGAGCCAUGGUUGAGUUCGCAGAAGCUAGCUAAGAGCAACCUGAAUGCUCAAAGGCUUUUGAGGGAUUUGUGCUCAGAGAUAGAACAGCUUCAAGCUAAACCAUUAAAAUGCAGCUGGGAGGAUGAGGAAGAUGAGUGGAAAAACAUACUGCUGGAUGACGUGAUGCAUCGUUCUGAGAGUUGGACGGUUUUCACAGGGGAGAUAUCGAGUGUAGUCCUGGACGUGGAGCGGAUGGUCUUUAAAGAUUUAGUUGAUGAGAUAGUGAGAGGUGAUGGUUCUGGUUUGAGAGUAAAACCAACUAGGCGUAGACAGCUCUUUGCAAAGUAGUUUUUAUUCUUGACUUCUCUUUGUUUUCCUUUUCACCUAAUUAUAUUGAGUAGUAAAAUAAUUCAGGAAUACUCAUUUGUGUCUUUGAUCUGUUGUAAAGGAACAAUUUCCACUUAAUUGUAUUACCAACAUACCUAGUGAAGACUACUAGUCCAGAAAA
Molecule: messenger RNA, 3843 nt
Organism: Lycium barbarum (goji berry)
Lineage: Eukaryota; Viridiplantae; Streptophyta; Magnoliopsida; Solanales; Solanaceae
Product: protein LONGIFOLIA 2
Exons: 6
Coding region: 564-3683 (1039 amino acids)
Biological process (GO): regulation of monopolar cell growth
Source: RefSeq, a predicted model, not a curated record